Messenger RNA from Brienomyrus brachyistius, 8326 nucleotides. RefSeq names its product collagen alpha-1(XIX) chain. The coding region runs from base 484 to 4032 and encodes 1182 amino acids. The record is from RefSeq and is a predicted model, not a curated record. The transcript is spliced from 55 exons. Lineage: Eukaryota; Metazoa; Chordata; Actinopteri; Osteoglossiformes; Mormyridae.
GGGGAGGCGCUCAGCUUUCGCCCGGAGGUAGAGCACCUGCGGGCGGUGUGUGCCUCCACUAGGAUGCUCUACAGCCACCUUUCCCGUUUGUCCCCAAGCUGUAGGAGCUGACGAUGUACUUUUCAACCUGUGAAGGUGGGGACUGCAGGCACAGCAGCGCUCAUUGAACGGAUUUUGCCUGCUGUCCCCUUGGACAUUCUGCCUUUUCUUUUUUUCAGACGUGUUUUUUCUCCAACGCAGGCAACUUUUACACAAGGUGUAUGGGCUGUCCGCCGUCCUUGCGCUCCUCAUCCCGACGUGUCUGCUGUAUGUACUCUAGUAAUGAGUAAGUGGGAGGGUCAGUCGCCGCGACUAAUAAGGACAGCGAUCCAGCAGCGGAUCCCAUUCUGACUUUUAUUCCCAGUGCGCGUGGAGACGCUCCCGUCAGUAUGCGCGCUUCACGCCUCUAGGCUCUUUGCGCCUUGCGGGAAACUUUCUCUUUGCAUGCUUGCAGGGAGGUGCGCCAUGGGUGUCCGCCUCUGCUGGGCUCUGCUCCUCUGGCUUGCCCCCCUGGGGGCCGGGAUGGCCUUCAGCGAAAGCUCUGCUGCUGAUUCCUGUCCUGUGCUGCAAGUCGAGCAUCGGCGAUUUGUGGAGCAGCCACGCCCUUUACACAAGUUCACGGGGUUCGACCUGACAGAGAGAUUCCUUCUCCGUAAAGGGACAGUCAUCGAAGAGCAGGCGACUUUCAGGCUAGGCGGCACGCCGCUCAUCAAGCAGACUGAACAGGUCUUUCCCAACGGGCUUCCCAGUGAAUUUUCCUUGGCUGCAACAUUCCGGCUCAGGAAAACCACCAAAAAGGACCGCUGGUACCUUUGGCAGAUGUCUGAUGCAUCCGGAGCCCCACAGAUGUCCCUGAUCGUCGACGGUGCCAAGAAGGUGUUGGAGUUCUCUGCCCGCAGUCCCCUGAAGAGCGACCUGCAGUACACCUUCCGCAGCCGUGACCUGCAGGUGCUGUUUGACCGUCAGUGGCAUAGGCUCAGUGUGUCUGUCCAGGUCAGCAUCCUGUCCAUCUACGUGGACUGCAAGCUGAUCGAGCGGCGCCUCACCGAUGUCAAGGAUGGCGUGGACAUCAGCGGAAGGACGCUGAUCGCCACGCGGGUCGAGAGCAGCCGGCCCGUGGAUAUCGAGCUGCAGCAGAUCUUAAUCUACUGUGACCCAAAGAGCGUCGAGAUGGAGAGCUGCUGCGAGAUCCCGGGGUCCACGUGUGCGACGGUCCCCCCGCCAGCCACCAGCCUCACCCCCAGCCUCAUCCCCAGCCUCAUCCCCAGCCUCUUCUCCCAGCCAAUCCAGCGGUCCAGUGACAGAUGCCAGUGUUCAUCGGCAAAGGCACAGCAGGGUUUGCCGGGUCCAGUGGGGCUUCCAGGGCAUAAGGGGGACACAGGAGUCAAGGGCGAAAGAGGCGACGAUGGCGCCCCCGCUGGCCCCGGCCUGAAGGGUGACCCAGGAACUGCGGGCGUCCCAGGAUUGGAUGGAGCUCCAGGUCCAAAGGGGGAGCCCGGAGAGUGGGGGCUGAAUGGUACAGAUGGCGAUAAGGGUGAAAAGGGAGCAGCGGGGGAGCGAGGUCCCGUCGGAACGCCGGGGAGAGACGGUCUGAAAGGCGAUCCAGGUGCCCAGGGUCCCACCGGUCCCAAAGGUGAAAAGGGAGACGCUGGCCCCCCCGGUCCAUCAGGCAACCCGGGCCUUACCGGUGCCAGCGUCCUACAGGGACCCACAGGGUUACCCGGGCAGCCAGGAACUCCGGGCACGGAGGGCAAGAGGGGUCGCCGUGGGAAACCGGGGGAGCCAGGGCCUCGGGGGCCACCUGGUCUCCCAGGACCUUCCAAAGGAGCGGAGAUUAAGGGAGAGAAUGGAGACCCUGGUUCUCCAGGAAAGGAUGGAGAGAAAGGACAAAGAGGGGACCCUGGUUCUCCUGGAAAAGAAGGACCCAGUGGGAUAAAAGGAGCGAAGGGUGAAGUUGGACCCCAAGGACCCCCCGGCCUGGUGAUGACUGCACAUGGCCUGAGACACCUCCCUCUGCCCGGCGAAACUGGAGACCAGGGACAGAAAGGAGAGAAAGGGGAUCAGGGUGCAGCAGGCAUUCAAGGAUUACAGGGCCCAAAGGGGCUGAAAGGUGACAUGGGGCUGCCAGGUCCUGUGGGGGUCCCAGGUCCUGUGGGGGUCCCAGGCUUUGAGGGCAAAGAUGGCCCUCCUGGACCCCCAGGGAUUCCCGGUGAUCCGGGCGUGUCAGGAGAUCCUGGAGCACCAGGACGGGAUGGACUCAAGGGAGAGAAGGGCGAGUCUGGGGGCAUGUCCGGCCCUCCAGGUCCUCCUGGCCCCAAAGGAGAGCCCGGAGCUCCAGGAUUAGGGAUACCAGGUGAUCUAGCGGAGGGAUCACUGGGUCCCCGAGGAUCCCGAGGCCCAAAGGUAGGGGGCACCCCAGAGCAGAGCCAGGGGGAACGAGGGAUCCCCGGAGUGCAGGGGGACCCCGGAGAAAAGGGCGAGCCUGGGGAAGGGCUGCCCGGACUAUCGGGGCCAAUGGGACCGGAGGGCCAGCCAGGAAUCCAGGGCUCUCGAGGGGCCCCCGGCUCACCAGGCCCUUCUGGACCCCCAGGCCGUGAGGGCCCCCCUGGCAGAGACGGCCGGCCCGGUCCCCCGGGUGAACCGACGGCGCUGCCCAUCGUUCGGGACAUGAGUGCCAUGCUUAAGAACGCCUGUAGUCUGUGCCAGGAGAGAGUCGCCGGCCUGCCGGGCCAGAAGGGGGAGAAGGGCUCCCUGGGGCAGCCUGGACUAGAGGGUAUGGAGGGCCCCAAGGGAGAUCCAGGUGUGCGUGGCCCCAUGGGAAACCCAGGAAAAGAGGGUCCAAAGGGUGUGAAAGGAGAGAGAGGAUUCCCGGGUCCUGCUGGCGAAAAGGGAGAUGAGGGUACCUCCGGAGUGCCUGGAUUCCCCGGUCCCACUGGUCGCCCAGGAAGUCCGGGCAUCAUGGGGAGGCCUGGACCAAUGGGACAGCCUGGACCUAAGGGAGAAAGGGGCAGCGAAGGCCCCCAGGGCAAAGCCGGCCUCCCAGGACCCCCCGGUGUUCCCUACGUCGAGGGCAACGGGAUGAGUAGCCUGUACAAGCUGCAGGCUGUAGGAGGCGCCGUGGGAAACCCUGGGCCACCUGGACCCCCGGGCCCCAAGGGGGAUGAAGGCAGAGCCGGGGAACCGGGGCCCAUGGGUUUGCCAGGACUGGAAGGGCUGCCUGGUGCCAAGGGAGACCCAGGCAUCCCCGGAGCUCCAGGUGCCUCAGGUUCGCCGGGAAAGCCGGGUGCCCCUGGAAUGUCAGGAAUCCCAGGAGAACCGGGGGAACGAGGCCCGGUGGGAGAGACUGGAUUUCCCGGUCCCGAGGGACCGCCCGGCGUUCCCGGAAGACCUGGAAAAGACGGGAUUCCUGGAUACGAGGGAGCGACUGGGAGACCCGGCGAUCGAGGCUCAAAGGGAGAGCGAGGCGAGCCCGGCAUUCCUGGCGAGAGAGGAGUUCAAGGAGAGAGAGGAAAGGCUGGGGAGAAAGGCAACCCGGGCCCCCCGGGCCCCAGAGGAGAUCCUGGCCCCCCAGGGACUUUGGGUUCCUCAGGUCCCCCGACACUGCUGAUUGAUGACGACACUGUGGAGGAAAUCAAAAAAUUAAUACAGAAAGAAGUAUUAAGAGUCAUUGAAGAGCUGUGGUCCAGUCAGGCCCCUCAGACAAAGACCCCAGCUGCCAUCCUCGCAGCACAGGUCCGUCACUCGACCCCAGGGCCCCCGGGGCCCCCAGGCCCCCCCGGCAAUGAUGGCUUCCCGGGGCCUCCAGGACAGCCUGGCUCCCCAGGAUACCGAGGACAGAAAGGGGAGAGAGGGCAGCUGGGUCUGGGCAUUCCCGGAGUCCCAGGGCCACCCGGGGUGGGCUUACGGGGGCCACCCGGCCCUCAGGGGCCCCAUGGGAAGUGUGACCCCAAGGACUGCGUCUACACCUCCUCUCAUGCACGGCGUAAUGGGUAGGCCUGGCAAGGUUUUUCACAGGUCCGCCAUUUACUCAACAGCCAAGGCCCACUGACGUGCUGAGGAGCCGCCUGUUUCCCCUGCCGGCUCUGCUUGGGCUCCUGGAAGCCCCUAAACAUUGUUCAUUACAUCCUCAGAGGAACCUGAGAAGAAGAACUGUCUCACUGAGCCAGCUUUCAUCUCUCAGCUCCCAUAUGAGGAUCACACUCUCAGAACCACUUCAGAGUAACUAGUGAUGUCAUUUUUAAAUGCAAAUAUUAGCUUAGAGGCUUUUGUGAGAACCAGAACAUUCCAUGUGUGAGUUUGAGUUUUAAUUGCUUUAAAGAUGUAUAUCUAAAACAAACAGACUGAAGGUGUCUAUAAGCUGAUCUGGGGGCUGCAAUUCUCAGAGGUUCAUGACAUUUUAAAAUUGCAGCAAAAAGCCAACAAAAAAUGAUAUUGCUAACGAACAUUAUCCAUUUAAAUAACACUGUAACGCUUAUAUAUGAGCUUUAUUAAUGUAGCAUUUGUGUUAUUUGGUGUCGGACAGAACGAAAAACUUUCUUUGUGCAAAUGAUUGUUUCGCUGUUUGUGUACAAACACAUGCUUCUUACGGCUAAUUAUACUGUUGCCAGUUGGAGGUGCUGCAUGAGGGCAGAAUGUUAAUUUAUGUAUCACAGUUUUAGCUGGUCAUGUUGAGAGCUUAUGAAGUGUCUGAGCCGGCCCCCGGCCCCCGUCCCCCGUCCCACUGGGGACAGGGCAGAUGUUCAAUAUGCAGAUUGCAGGUGGAGACCAAUGACUGUUUGCGAUGUCCUCAGACUCUCGAGUGCAGCUGAAGGAGAUCCAUCCACAUGCUAUUGUUUAGUCAUAUGCAAACACCUCAGUAACCGGCAAGGCAAAAUUUUUCCUAAGUUCGUCCUGAUUUUAUUUCAUAGUAAUUGUCCAACCUGAUGUGAAGAGAUUAGACAUUUCAACUCUCUCUUCCAUUGCAGGAAAAUCAUUCUUUUAUAGUCUAGGUCUGAUUGAUUCUCCAUGGACUGUAUAUAUAUAUAUAUAUAUAUAUAUAUAUAUAUAUAUACAGAUUCGCUAUCUCCAGUUGGUGCUGUUUGUAUAUUUUGAGUUUUCUUUCUCUUUUCUGGGGGGGUAAACGGUGUUGUCAACACAUCACUUUUUUUUUUAACCUUUUUCACAGGAUGUACUUGAAUCUUGUUUUUUGACACAUUUCAAAGGUGCCAUUUUUGAUUUGUGUUUACAGCUUGGAGUAUUACUGUAUCUUCUCAUUCUGUGCCUCAGACAGAGGACCCUUUCAUUUAUUUUAUUUUAUUUUAUUUUUGCAUUUCCUCACCUGCCAUAUUUCUGUGCCGUUCCUCUCUUAGGAAUGCAUUUAUUUAUGAGCUCAGUUGUUUCCUUGAGUUCAUUCAACUAUAAAUUUUACCUAUCAGUGUUUUUUUUGCUAUGAAUUUUAUACUUUGUAUCAACUUCAGUUUUUCAUAUAUAUAUUCGUUAAGUGCUGUCAACUAGCGUGUUCACCAGCUCCAUUUGUUUAUACUUGUAUAAGUUCUGCUGUCACAGCAUGAAGGCCCCAUCGGGCACAACCAUGGACAGUUAUGUGUGUCUCCCCAGGCCUGUGAGUCCUGAGGAUUGUGUCGUGGGUGCAUGGAGUCACAGCAAUGCCAGAUAGGGCCUGGGGAGCUCAGCCUGCUUCCUUUGAGUUUUCUUUUAAUUUCUUUUUAAUUUACAGGGUAAAGACUUACAUAUUGAAGUUAAUAAAUGUAGAAGGGCAUUCUGGGAUAUGUAGUUUUAGAGUAUAGUUUGCCUUUACAGUAAUUACAAAAAAACUAAUUUCCCUUUUAAGUGAAAUUUCAAUCGCCUUGUAAAAUUUUAUGGCUCGUGCACAAAUUUAAACACUCAAUACAGCAUUUUUUAAUGGUGUUCAUGGGUGAAAGGAGCCCUCUGGUGGUGAUUUAUGAACACUAACCAUGGUUAGGCGGUGCUGGUUAGCUCUUUCGAUGAAAAUGAGCAUUAAUGAAACAGGAAUUCAGGAGCUCUUGGGUUAAUAAUAAGAUUAUUGUUAUUCUUUAUUUCCUAAUAUAUUGAGUUUUUCUGCUGUGUACAGGAUGCCUGCCAUAGAUUUGUGAGUGCUAAUUUAGACUUUGCGUGUUACUUACAGGCACAGUGAUGUGGGAGAAACAGCCCCUGCACAUUUACACACAGCAGACACAACACUCGGGCACUUGUUGAGACCAGCACUGGGGUCCUUGAGGCGAGGACCCUGCGCUCACUGAUGACACUGAACAGGGCUUGAGGCUUCAUGGUCAGAUAUGAUAUUUUUCGAGCUUUGCCACAUUUUGGACAUUAAUUUUUAUUUAUUUAGAAGCCUUGAAUUUGUCAUUUAAACCAAAAAAAUAGUGACAGAAUUGUCUUUUAAAGGCUGUCAGUGGUUCAGUGGCUGACGUCGUGUGAUGAUGACUUUGUUGGAGUUACAUUAUACGGGUAACCUGACUCAUUGCUUCCUCUAAUGUUUUAAGGCAAAAUAAAGCUUUUAUUUUCCUUUUUAAAGUUCUUUUACAGUUAAGGGACUGCAGUGAUCUCGCAGUCUGUUUUAGGAACGUAUGUGUGGAAAAUGAAUCAAGUUUGAGUGGCUUGUUAAAUGACUGUGCUUUUGUCAGUCAUCUGUUAGUCAUGUCCUGGCCUCCCCAGGUGUGGCUUGUUCCAGUCUCAGACUGCUGAAGUCCUGUAUGAUGUAGGGUCACGUCUCACUGAGUUACUCUGCUUUGCUACGUAGAGUGUCAGGUGAGAUGGCGUUUAGUCCUCACAAUGACUGCCACCCUCGGGACUCGCCCCCCACCCUCGGGACUUGCCCCCCACCCUCGGGACUUGCCCCCCACCCUCGGGACUCGCACCCACCCUUGGGACUCGCACCUGUCUUGUGUCUCUGCCCCAUCUCUGUGCUUUUGAUCUUUUAAAGGUAAAAAGGUUGCUGUUCAUUUACAGGCCUCAGCUCUGAGGACAGUACAGAUGUUCAUAGAACAAUGGGGUCUGAGCUUCAUGACAACAGCAAAGACUGUCGGGCUUCGAGUUCCUGCUCAUUCUAUCUUUCAUUUCUCGCGUGUUUGGGUGACGAGUUGGACGUCACAGCUGACUUCCUGUCUAGUUAUGAAAAUUGUGUUUAACCCUUUAGAAUGUUAUUGACGAUGUUCAGAGCCCAGGGGGACUGCUAAGCACCUUCAAUGAAUCUUUUAAGCUGGUUUAUCCUCAGUUCACAGCCUCAGCACCAAAUCAGGCCAAUCCCCAGUGCUGCAGCUGGGAGUCUGGGAGAAGCAGGGGGGUGUGGCCUUUUCAGACGCCCUAAUUAGCAUGUGGAAUGGCAGGGCAGGGUGGGCUGUAGAGAACACCUGCAGUGUUCAGGGUGCAUGUUUAUAAAUAAGGUACCUUCAGUAUUUUAAGAUCGGUGUCAUGAAAUGGCAGUUUUAAUUUCUAAUGCACAUUUUCAUCCUUCUGUUAAUCCCUGCUGAAUUUCUACUAGAAAACUCUUGGCAAGAUGUAACUGUUGCUCUCCAUUAUUUAUUGUUAUAAUAUUAUUUUAUUUAUGUAACAGUUGCUCUCUGUUUCCUGUGAUUGCCAUUAGUAGAAUCACCUGCGAUUAUUUUGCUCUGAGACCUUGAUAUUGUAAUCUUGAUCUACCUCAGCUGAGCACUUGGCUGUUUCCAGGCAUUAAAUACUUCUGCUGUGUGUGCUGAUGUAGUUCCAGUCUCCAUGCCCUUGUGGGGUCCUCACUGACUGUGUGUGGUGCCUUUCGCGUUUGCCUGAUGGCAACUUCCACAACUCAUACUAAGUCCAAAUACCACUUCAUUUCAUCCUCAUUUUACUGUCUCUCAUCUUGAAGUGCCCGUGUGUACUUUUUAUACAAUGACUGGUUUGUGUUUAGAUGUAUCCAAUUAAACAUAUACUCAGAAACUGCGGAACUGGAUUGGCCUGUAUUUUUAUUUCACAUUUUGGAGGGAAAGAAACUCCCGCCUGUUAGCACAUCUGAAAGGAUGGCAGAGAUUACAGAUGGGCCUCCACCUUGGGGGCUGUGAUGUCACUAACAAGGUGGCUUUCUGUGGGCGGUUAUACAGACACAGUUAUGCCUGUGGAUGUGAUUGUUACGCUCCUCACAGAAAGACAUCGGUCACUGAGAGAGAGCCCAUCCUGAGCGCCCGGAGGCAUCUGUACAAUGACAUUUGUUCGAAUGCUUUUCGCAUUCAUGCUUUCCUGCAACCCGCAGUGAAUCCCCUUAGACCUCAUUUAAUAAACAAAAACUGACUGGCAAACA